GCCUUCUGGUACGAGAGAUAUAUAAAAAACAGGAGGGGGACACUCCCCACAGCUGGUUUAAGAGAUAACAGCAGAGAAGGAGCAAGAGAGAGGGGGACCUGCCAGAGAGCUCACAAGAGGAGUGGAGAGAAAUUUCACCAGUGACGGAUUCUUAUGCCAGUAGAAGCACCCCAUCAUUUUUCUCUCUGGAAGAUAGCGUUGAAGGGGAACCCCAGAGGCAACAGUUCAAGGCAGGCAUUUCCUGUGCACAAGUGGGUUAGAGCAGCCUUCGGCCAUGGGACAAGCCCUGGGUAUCAAGAGCUGUGACUUCCAGGCAGCAAAGAACAAUGAGGAACACCACACCAAGGCCAUCAGCUCCCAGCACCUCACUGUGCGGAGAGGGCAGCCCUUCACCAUCGCCCUGCACUUCCGCGCCCCCGUCCACACGUUCGUGCCCACCCUGAAGAAGGUCGCCCUCAUUGCACAAACUGGAGAGCAGCCUUCCAAGAUCAACAGGACACAGGCCACAUUCCCAAUCUCCUCCCUGGGGGAUAAAAACCAGUGGCGUGCCGUGGUAGAAGACAGAGAUGCCCAGUGCUGGACCGUUUCUGUGACCUCACCUGCAGAUGCCGUCAUUGGCCACUACUCACUCCUGCUACAGGUCUCAGGCAGGAAGCAAUACCCACUGGGACAAUUCACACUGCUUUUUAACCCCUGGAAUAGAGAUGACCCUGUAUUUCUGCCGAAUGAGGCUCAACGCUCUGAGUAUGUGUUGAACCAGAACGGCCUCAUCUACCUGGGCACAGCUGAUUUCAUCCAGGAGGAGCCCUGGAACUUUGGCCAGUUCCAGACCGACGUCGUGGACCUCAGCCUUGGCUUGCAGGGUGUGGAUGAGCAGGUGGAAGAGUGGAACCAGCCUAUGCACGUGGCCCAAGCGUGGGGUGCUUUGCUAAGCGCUCUCAAGAAGAAGAGAGUCCUGCCCACUCCACAGACCCAGGCCUCCCAGGAAAAGGCCUUGUUGAACAAACGCCGGGGCAGCGCACCCAUCCUGCGGCAGUGGCUCACAGGCCAAGGGCGACCAGUGUACGAGGGCCAGGCCUGGGUGCUGGCCACUGUUGCUUGCACAGUGCUGCGAUGUCUGGGAAUCCCGGCCCGGGUCGUUACCACAUUCGCCUCAGCCCAGGGCACGGGCGGGGGGCUGCUGGUGGACGAGUACUACAACGAGGAGGGGCUCCAGAAUGGAGAAGGCCAGAGAGGCCGCAUCUGGGUUUUCCAGACUUCUGUAGAGUGCUGGAUGACCAGGCCUGAUUUGCCCCAGGGUUAUGGCGGAUGGCAGAUCCUCUACCCGAGAGCUGCUAAUGGAGGUGGAGUCUUGGGGCCCUGUGAUCUGGUCCCAGUCAGAGCCGUGAAGGAGGGAGCACUGGAACUGAGCCCUGCAGUGGCAGAACUUUUUGCCAUGGUAAAUGCCUCGUGUGUCGUCUGGAAGUGCUGUGAAGAUGGGAAACUAGAGCUGACUAACUCCAGCACCAAAUAUGUUGGCAACAAUAUCAGCACCAAGGUGGUGGGCAGUGACCGUUGUGAGGAUAUCACUCAGAACUACAAGUACCCUGCAGGUUCCCCUGAAGAAAGAGAGGUGCUGGAGAGAGUCCGGAAAGCGAGAAUGAAACAUGGGAAAGAUAAUGACAUCCGUCGUCUAAGUCUUGAGCAGGCCGAUCCUUUGCACCUGUUCUUGGAAGCACCCAGCUCCCUCCCCCUUACAGGAGAUGCCCAGCUCUCAGUGACCCUAAUUAACCCUAGUGACCAUGAAAAGAUGGUACAGCUGGCAAUUGGAGCCCAAGCUGUGUACUACAGUGGAGCCCUUGCUGCUGAUCUCUGGAGGGAGAAGCAGUCUCUUGGGCUCAGGGCUAACCAGGUUACAAGAAUAACCACCAGCCUGUCCUUCUCCUAUUUUGAACGAAACCCACCUGAGAACACUUUCCUCAGAGUCACUGCAGUGGCAACACACUCUGAGUCCAGCCUCAGCUGCUUUGCUCAAGAAGAUGUUGCCAUUCGUAGACCGCACCUAGUCAUCAAGAUGCCAGAGACAGCAAAACAGUAUCAGCCUCUUACAGUCUCAGUCAGCAUCCGUAACUCCUUAGAUUCCCCCAUGAAGGACUGCAUCAUUUCCAUCUUCGGAAGGGGGCUAAUGCACAAAGAGAGGAGGUACAGAUUAGGCUCUGUGUGGCCUGGAAACACCUUGCGCACUCAAGUCCAGUUCACACCCACACAACUGGGGCUCCAUUGGCUCACUGUGGAAGUGGAUUGUGACAUGUUCCAGAACCUAACCAGUUACAAGCGUAUUACCAUAGAAGCCCCUGGACUUUCAGAUUAGAUUUCCACCUCUCUCAUCAAUACAACCACAAACCCUUGAAGUACAAUCUAAAACCAAACAUGUUGGGUAGGGAAAUCUGCUUCUCAGAUAAUGAGUCCCCAGUCCAACUGAACAGAACAGUCAACAAGACUGAAACUAGAUUCUCAGAAACCAAUAGAUAAAGACAUUCCUGUCACUUGCCGCUUAGGGCAGCCAGAAAGACAAGUUGUUUUCAAACAGAAAUGACUGGGGAUCAAUUGUCAAAAAGAAGUCUUUGAAAAGAUACUCAGAUAGCUUUUCAAAGUUCAUUUUCAGUUUUUGAGUACCUUUUCAGAUUUAGGAGGCUCAGGGUUUGCCUGCCACAACCAUUUUAUAAUACAGAAAAACCAAUACAAGCACAUGUAACAAAUCUGUUCAAUAAAGUAAACAAAUCUAACAAAUGA
Molecule: messenger RNA, 2772 nt
Organism: Perognathus longimembris pacificus (Pacific pocket mouse)
Lineage: Eukaryota; Metazoa; Chordata; Mammalia; Rodentia; Heteromyidae
Gene: Epb42
Product: erythrocyte membrane protein band 4.2
Exons: 13
Coding region: 275-2350 (691 amino acids)
Biological process (GO): peptide cross-linking
Molecular function (GO): protein-glutamine gamma-glutamyltransferase activity
Source: RefSeq, a predicted model, not a curated record